This is a messenger RNA of Linum trigynum, 1305 nucleotides long. The record is from the annotation of a GenBank genome assembly. Lineage: Eukaryota; Viridiplantae; Streptophyta; Magnoliopsida; Malpighiales; Linaceae.
GGCAGGGGGGCCUGCGUUGACAGUUGAACCAAUUUCCAUUCCUCUUCUUAGGCACGGAAUGCAAUCAAAUGACCCAAAUAGACAAACAUACACAUCAAACACCAUGUGGGUUUUGCUUCAAAGCCAAAAACCCGCCCCUCUCAGCUCAGCUCCGCCACCUCCAUCCCAUAUGACACCCUCUCUCUGUAUACUCCCUUUGACGGAAAGCACUGCUUGUUUUGACAUCUCUUCAAAAUAUAUUGCCGUGUCUUUGUUACCUUCAGUAAACCCAACUCACACACUUGAUCAUUUCAGGGAUAAUUUUGCAUUGGCGCCCAAAUUCGAAUCAACCCGACCUUGAAUUAGAAGCAAUUAGGAAUUAGAGAAUUCAAAUCCACCCAACAACUCCCUUCAAAUUAAUCUCUGUCCCUCGUAUAUAUACACACAUACUCAUCUGUUUUGGUGAUCAUUAUCAUCUUUAUCAUCCAUCACCCUGUAUUAAUAGCAUUAAAAAGGCGUUGUGACGACAUUCGGUAUGGCGUCGAAAAAAGAGCUGAAGAUUAGGGAGGAGCUGGAGAAGGAGAUCGAGAAGAGCAUGGAGCUGGAGAUCAAGGACGGGAUUUGCCAGCUGGUGCUGCGAAUGCACCGCCUCUAUCAACACAUGGAAGGAGCUUCGAUUAAGCCCAACAAUGACAAUGCCACACCUCUACGUUCGGAAGUGUGGGUGAUAAGCGUAAGGCUUGAAGGAGGAAGUGGUGAUCAUGGUAAUAACAGUAAGAUGGAGAUCAAAGAGAUCAAGAGAGAAGCUCUGACGACUAGCAGUAGUAGUGACCGUGGCCACAAACAUAAGAAAUUUGAUUGGGAGAAGAGUUUAAGAAGAUCGUCAUCGUCAUCACCACCAACUGCGUCAACUGGUGGAUACUCUGCGACGAUUGCUGGUUCGGGGCAACUUUUAAGGAGAGGGCGCCGCCAUGGGAAUCUUGAUCGUGAUGAUGAUGUCGUCAAGGUGAAGAAAUCCGGCUGGAAAUAUUGAGCGAGUGAGGCAAUUCGCAAAUAUCUUUUCUUGUGUUACGAGUAAUAAAAUGAGGUGAAUGCGACUUGCAAGUGGGAUCGAUGUAGUCUUGGAGUCAUCUAUCUAUAUUGUUUGUGUGGAUUUUUAUUAUACACUUUGUGAAGAAAGCAGCGCAUUAUUGAUAGAAUUCUCGUGUUUCUCUGUUCAUUAUGUAAGAUUUUGAUUCUAAGGGUUGUUCGCGCAAGUGUUGGAAAUCUUACAACGAGAUCGAUUUUGUGAGUACUUCUACUAUGCUAUAAAAAAUUGAUGCUUUA